AAUUACUUAUUUAACUCAGUUGACGACGUACGUACAAUACUUAAUUAGAUUCCCCAUUCACAACAAAUAUCUUUUCUUUAUUUUCUUUUUUAAUAAAUAAAAAAUACAACUCAUUUUUUAUGUCUUUCUUAUCCAUAAUCACACAGCAAGUAGGUCAUUUAUGUCCGUCUGGAUCCAGUUUAGCCCUUUGAUCUACCUUUUUCUUUCACACUUAAGCAACCUCAAGUUUUAAUAUUCUUCUUCUACUGAUUUUCCAUGUCUAUUAUGGUUUUCUCUCAUCAUUUUUGAAUCUACACACCUUUCUUUCUACUGCUUUUCUUUUAAUCUUAUCAUCGGCAUUUUCCCACCUAGUUGAUUUGGGCAGAAUACCCACAAAAAAAGGGAAAUGUCUUUUAGAAGCAUAGUUCGUGAGCUUAGGGAAAUGAAAGGUGGGAUUGGGAACAUGUCAAAAAGAGUAAGUGAAGGAAAGCAUUGGAGAAGUAGAACAAGGUCACAAACUGCCAUUGUUCCUGAUGAAGCAGCAGCUGCAGUGCCAUCCUCAACUCCUUCAAUUCCUCAAUCUCAGUGGGCAAAUUUGCCACCUGAAUUGCUUUUAGACAUUUUGAGAAGAGUUGAGGAUAGUGAAACUUCAUGGCCAGCUAGAGCUGUUGUUAUCUUUUGUGCCUCUGUUUGUAGGUCUUGGAGAGAUAUUAUAAUUGAGAUUGUCAAAACUCCUGAGCAAUGUGGAAGAAUCACAUUUCCAAUCUCAUUAAAACAGUCUGGUCCUCGUGAAAAUCCAAUACAAUGCUUCAUUAGAAGGGAUAGAGCAACAUCAACAUAUUAUCUGUACUUGGGUCUGGUGCCUUUGUUAUCAAAAUUGAUAGCUGAGAGCGAGAGGCAUAAGUUGUUGUUAGCUGCCAAAAAGAUUAGAAGGACAACAAACACAGACUUUGUUAUAUCUUUGGUUUCAGAUGAUUUUUCCCGGACCAGCUCUAAAUAUGUUGGUAAAUUAAGGUCCAAUUUUUUGGGUACUAAGUUCACUAUCUACGACAGCGAGUCACCGUGCAAUGCUGCUCCUACAGUUCAACCGAGUAACCAUUCGAGUAGAAGGUUCCAUUCUAAGCACCAGUCUUCAAGAGUACCGGCUUGUAAUUACAGUGUUGGGAGUAUCUCUUAUGAGCUUAAUGUUCUUCGAACAAGAGGUCCGAGGAGAUUACAUUGUGUUAUGCACUCGAUUCCUGGCUCUUGUAUUAAGGAGGGUGCUUCUACCCCAACACCGAUACAAAAACCGUUAUUGCAUACCACCUAUAACGAGCAGCAGUUUUCUUCUCCCUUACUGAGCUUAAAGGGAAAAGAGCCCGCCACAGAGUUCAGCUCCACUAGCUUGGCAAAGCUGCCAUCGUCGGUUCAGGGUGAUGAAGAGCCUCUAGUUCUGAAAAACAAGGCUCCAAGAUGGCACGAGCAACUUCAAUGUUGGUGCCUCAAUUUCAAAGGACGUGUUACCGUGGCAUCUGUCAAGAAUUUUCAGCUAGUCGCAGCCGUUAAUCCAUCACACAACAUAUCAGAGGCAGAGCAAGAGAGGGUGAUCCUGCAAUUUGGAAAGAUCGGAAAAGACAUAUUCACAAUGGAUUAUCGUUAUCCACUCUCUGCAUUCCAAGCCUUUUCAAUCUGUUUGAGUAGCUUUGACACUAAACCGGCGUGUGAAUGAAAGCUCGGGUUGGCUAGAGAUCUCUCACUCAUACUUUGAUCAAAAUUUGCCCUUGAAUGAAUGAAAUUUUCAUCCAUUACCUCUGCAUCUUUAUCAUAUGUUAGGAAUUGUAUGUUGCAUUAUCUGUAUUAACUGAAAUUUGGAUGUAACUUAAGGGUAUUUAUUUAUAAUGUGGUGAUUCCAAUUGAAUCUUUUACUGUUUCAAA
This is a messenger RNA of Cannabis sativa, 1893 nucleotides long. RefSeq names its product tubby-like F-box protein 5. Lineage: Eukaryota; Viridiplantae; Streptophyta; Magnoliopsida; Rosales; Cannabaceae. The coding region runs from base 386 to 1687 and encodes 433 amino acids. The transcript has 5 exons. Gene Ontology annotation, molecular function: protein binding. The record is from RefSeq and is a predicted model, not a curated record.